Molecule: messenger RNA, 1485 nt
Organism: Strigops habroptila (Kakapo)
Lineage: Eukaryota; Metazoa; Chordata; Aves; Psittaciformes; Psittacidae
Product: CUGBP Elav-like family member 4
Exons: 16
Coding region: 1-1485 (494 amino acids)
Biological process (GO): mRNA splice site recognition; regulation of alternative mRNA splicing, via spliceosome
Cellular component (GO): nucleus; cytoplasm; ribonucleoprotein complex
Molecular function (GO): mRNA binding
Source: RefSeq, a predicted model, not a curated record
AUGUAUAUAAAGAUGGCCACAUUAGCAAACCGACAAACAGACAAUACCAACCUGAGUAGCAAUCACAGCAACCCCAGCACCAAUGGGCAUAUGAAGGGAUUAAAUCAUAGUCCUAGAAACCCAUCCACCAUCCCAAUGAAGGACCACGAUGCCAUUAAGCUCUUUAUUGGGCAGAUCCCCCGUAACCUGGAUGAGAAAGACCUCAAACCACUCUUCGAGGAGUUCGGGAAGAUCUAUGAACUGACGGUACUGAAGGACAGGUUCACUGGCAUGCACAAAGGCUGUGCCUUCCUAACAUACUGCGAAAGGGAGUCUGCUCUAAAGGCCCAGAGUGCACUGCAUGAACAGAAGACGCUGCCAGGGAUGAACAGACCUAUCCAGGUGAAACCAGCAGACAGAGAAAGCCGAGGAGAGAGAAGAAAAAUCUUUGUGGACAUCUUCAGCAAACAAAGGGAGAGACCAGACCACAGAAGACUGUAUUCCUGGGUCAUGGCAAAUAUUGAAAAAUGCCCAAUUUUGCCUGGCCCAGAUGGCUGCUCAGGGUGUGCAUUUGUGAAAUACUCUUCACAUGCAGAGGCCCAAGCAGCCAUCAGUGCCUUGCAUGGCAGCCAGACAAUGCCGGGAGCCUCUUCAAGCCUCGUGGUGAAGUUUGCAGAUACAGACAAGGAGCGUACAAUGAGACGCAUGCAGCAAAUGGCAGGACAAAUGGGCAUGUUCAACCCCAUGGCCAUCCAGUUUGGAGCAUAUGGUGCCUGUGCACAGGCACUGAUGCAGCAGCAAGCCGCGAUCAUGGCGUCAGUAGCGCAGGGCGGAUACCUGAACCCCAUGGCAGCCUUUGCCGCAGCCCAGAUGCAGCAGAUGGCGACUCUGAACAUGAAUGGCCUGGCAGCUGCCCCCAUAAUGCCAACCUUAGGUAGAAGCACGCCUCCUGGCAUAACUGCACCAGCUGUGCCUAGCAUGCCAUCUCCAAUUGGGGCAAAUGGUUUCACUGGCCUCCUGCCACAGGCUAAUGGGCAGCCCACUGCCGAAGCCGUGUUUGCUAAUGGCAUCCACCCUUACCCAGCACAGAGCCCCCCUGCAGCAGACCCCUUGCAGCAAGCCUAUGCUGGAGUGCAGCAGUAUGAAGGACCAGCUGCUUAUCCUGCUGCUUAUGGCCAGAUUAGCCAAGUGUUCCCACAGCCACCUCCCAUGAUCCCACAGCAACAAAGAGAAGGACCAGAGGGCUGUAACCUGUUUAUCUACCAUCUACCCCAGGAGUUUGGGGAUGCUGAGCUGAUGCAGAUGUUCCUGCCUUUUGGUAAUGUCAUCUCCUCGAAAGUGUUUGUGGAUCGGGCGACAAACCAAAGUAAAUGCUUUGGUUUUGUGAGUUUUGACAAUCCUGCCAGUGCCCAAGCUGCUAUCCAGGCUAUGAAUGGCUUCCAGAUUGGUAUGAAGAGGCUGAAGGUGCAGCUGAAGAGGCCAAAGGAUGCUUAUCGUCCCUACUGA